Messenger RNA from Astyanax mexicanus (Mexican tetra), 3542 nucleotides. RefSeq names its product abhydrolase domain containing 11 (gene abhd11). The coding region runs from base 134 to 1081 and encodes 315 amino acids. NCBI's taxonomy places the organism in Eukaryota, Metazoa, Chordata, Actinopteri, Characiformes, Acestrorhamphidae. The transcript is spliced from 6 exons. Gene Ontology annotation, cellular component: mitochondrion. The record is from RefSeq and is a predicted model, not a curated record.
GUAGAGAGCAGCUGGACCUUAGCGUCGCCUCCUGUGUGUUAGCCGAGUAUCUCUCGCGACCUCUGGAGCUGAACGCUGGGGCUCAGGUGAAUGGUUCUCUGUAGCUUCGCUGCUCCAUGUUUGUUGGGCCGCGAUGAGUGUGCUGUGCCGCGUGUUUCUCAGGGGGCUGCUGGGCGGCCAGCCGCCGCAGUGGUGGUUUGCUGCGGGCGGGUCUCAGUGUUUCUGUAGCGGAGUGUCCAGACUCGACUCUGCUCGAACUGACAGCGCCGCUAACUCCACCAGCCCUGUAAACCUGACAUAUGACGUGUUUGACGGGAAAGGGGACAGCACUCCUCUUGUAUUUCUACAUGGUUUAUUUGGGAGCAAAUCCAACUUCCACUCUAUAGCCAAGUCUCUGGUACAGCGGACAGGCCGGAAGGUGCUGACAGUAGAUGCUCGUAACCAUGGCAAGAGCACACACAGUCCGGUUCUGACGUAUGAAGCAAUGACCACUGAUCUGAAGCAUCUGCUUAGCCAGCUACGCAUUGGAAAGUGUAUCCUAAUUGGGCACAGCAUGGGAGGGAAAGUCGCCAUGGCCACAGCUUUGUCACAGCCUAGUUUGGUGGAGCGUCUCAUCGUGGUCGACAUCAGCCCUGCACCUACGUCAGUCCGCACCAAUUUCCGCUCCUAUAUUGAGGCUAUGAAGGAGGUGAACGUAACCAGUGACAUCCCACGCUCUACAGCACGCAGACUGGCUGAAGAUCAGCUCCGAAAGCUAGUCAAGGAGCAUUCAGUCCGGCAGUUCCUACUUACUAACCUUGUGGAGCAGAAUGGACAUUAUGCAUGGAGAGUGAAUUUAGAAGCCAUUUCAAAUCACCUGGAAGACUUGAUGGGUUUCCCUGAGUUUAACACCACAUUCGAUGGCCCCACCCUCUUCCUGGGCGGUAGUAGCUCAGCUUACAUUAGCUCUGAAGAUUACCCUGAGAUUCAGCGACUCUUUCCAAAUGCAGAUAUUCAGUAUAUCCCUGAUGCCAGUCACUGGAUCCACGCUGACAAGCCUCUGGACUUCAUCAGCUCUGUUAUCACGUUCCUGCAGUCCUAGUAGCCUGAGCUUACUCGUACAGGUGGGCUAAGCACUGCACUAUACAGACACUGGGGAGGUUCGAGGGCAUGGACCAAACUAACCUUGUUUUUUAUAAUUAAGCCUUGUCCUUGACCUUCUAAUGCACAACUUGACCUUUAUAUGGUUGUUUAUAGUUACAUAUAUGUUUUAAUGAUUUUUUUUUGCUGUUCAGUAUGCACUGACUCAACAUUCAUUGACACUGAAUAGUUUGAUUUCACUCUAAAACAGUUCUCAGCCUAAUGCAUACAUACAGAUAGAUCUUUGCUUUUAAGGGAAUUUAAGAAACUAGAUGACUUAAGUGAUCCUCUAUUUUUUCCCUUCUGUAUUAGAAUGAGUACUUGCAUAUUAGCAUUUUCUCCAGAAGACAUUCUUUCUCUAAUCCUAUAAAAUGUCCAAAGAUGCCUAUACAAUAUGGGCCUGGGUUUUUGGCACUUUUUUCUUGAGCUUAUGUGUUCUUUUUGUAGGAUCAGGACAUAUUCACCACCCUGCAAUAGACCAACAUUUCCCAUAAUUAUUACUGUUUUUAUUUAGACACUAAUGGUUCUCUUGUUCUUUGCCAUCUGUAUUUCAGCUCUAGAAGGGAUCAAGGGAUUUUUGUUGCCAGUGUUUCUAGAUAGUAUUUAUUAAUAUUUAUUCACAUUUUAACUGCUGUCCUUAAAGUAGAUAUAUACCACUUAUAUCCCAAAUAAUUGUGAGUAGCUUUUACAAAGAUUUUAUUGAGGAUUUAUGGAGGUGUUAGUUUUCUGUGUGUUUUCUUUGUUUAUUUGUAUACUCAUGUAAACGGCAUGUAAUUGUAGUGUGGUAGGUGUUUAAACAAAACUGACAUGUACAGUAUAACUAUAAUACCUUAUAUGCUAAAAGCUAUGCUGCCAGGUAUUAAACUCUGAGAAACCUCUGUGCAUCAGGUUAAAUAGCCUUGUCUUUUAUGUGGCCUCCUUUGUCAAUCGUAGAAGUGUCUGUCUGUAUUUUGUGACUGAAUGGUAUUUUGUAUUAUGUACUAUAUUGAACAUAUUCACAAAUUACUAUUAUUGGAUAAUAAGAAGAGGAAAUAUUUAUAUUUUAUGACUGUGGUGUCAAUGUUCAUAAUGAAUUUUAGGAUGGUGAUAUAUGCUGCAGAAUUAAACUUCAAUGCAAGUGAUUUAACCAACUAAAGUGCUGCCCACUUGCAUACUAACUGUAUAUUGUAGAACAAGCUGUGUGUAUAUGUUGGUGUAGAUGUACUGCUAUAUUUAUAGUGGUCUUUGUUGUAACAGCGUGGCUGGAUUAUUGAUUAUGAACGCGUGUUGGUAUAUGUGUGUUUAUGUGUAAAAGCACAGGUAAAUAUUUUUCCUGAAAAGUUUCUUUUUUUUAAAUGGAAGUUUACUUGUAAAAUGAUGCGAGAGCAUUGUAUAUUGCCAGAUACUUCUAUCAGAAGGGUUUAAUGACUUUGAGAAGCUCUAGAUAAAUGUACCGUAUGAACAAUCUUAAUGGUUCUUUGGAAAAAGCAAAUAGUUUGCCUUGGAGUCUGUGGACUUUUUCCACAAAGCAGGUUUAAUGGAAUGUAUUCGUAUGUCCUUUUACAAUCUAAUAUCCAAUCAUAUGUUUUCAUUUCAUAGUGAUGUAUAACAUAUGGGAUAAUUAUUCAAUAAUUCUAGGACUGGUUUGUGAACUUUGUGAACUCUAAUUAAAGCUAAUGUUGGAAUAUACUGCCAUUAAACUCUACUUCAUGGUAGGUUUAGGGUUAAUCUGGGUAAAAGAAGGGAAGUGGCCUUUCAUUUUUGUGGGAAAAAUAGAGCACAGUUUUUGCAGAGAUUGAUUGUUAAGGAUUGGAACUUCCAAUUUCCCCAGAAUGGUGUCCCAGUGUAAUUGCUUUUAAUGUGUGGUAGUCAGUGUUAUUAGUUUGAUCUAGUUGGCUUAUGUAGUUUUGUUGCUUUUUAUUAGUAGUCUUGUAGGCAUCAAAUAAUAAACAGGCAAAAACUUAGUACUUACUUAAAGUGUGUUUAGAACUUAAUGGCAUAUCUAUAAAAAUGAAAAGUACAUUAAUACAAAUUUGCACAAAAGUUAUUUUCCUUAUGACUGAGUGUAGCGAACACAGAAUGUAAACUGAUGCUAUAGGAUCAGUUUAACUUAAAUAAGACCAUAGACUUUUAACAACACCUGCUUUCUGGUUUUUGAUACUUACGUACACAGUCAAACCAGCGUAGCUAUUAGGUGGGAUGUGAUACGAUGUGAUUGCACAGAGAAAAUACUGUUGCUGCAGAAACGGCAAUACGUGGGGCCAAGCUCUAAACAUGCACCAGUGCUCCUUCCAGUGGCUGAAGCAUAUCUGUUAGGGUUCCAUGUGUUUCAAGUGUUCAAGCUCUUAAAACCUGACCAGUUUGUGUGGAUGUAUUCACAGUGCAUGCCAGACCCUUUCUGUGUACACUUGUCCUACUAAAUAAAUGUACAAGUUUUCAGAUCA